Messenger RNA from Onychomys torridus (southern grasshopper mouse), 1868 nucleotides. RefSeq names its product pipecolic acid and sarcosine oxidase (gene Pipox). The coding region runs from base 422 to 1396 and encodes 324 amino acids. Lineage: Eukaryota; Metazoa; Chordata; Mammalia; Rodentia; Cricetidae. Gene Ontology annotation, molecular function: L-pipecolate oxidase activity; flavin adenine dinucleotide binding; sarcosine oxidase activity. The transcript is spliced from 8 exons. Gene Ontology annotation, cellular component: peroxisome. The record is from RefSeq and is a predicted model, not a curated record.
AGGGCUGUCUGCAAAAGGGAAAACUCACUCAGUGUCUCUGAGAAGGGCUGACCCCUUUCCUUGCCAGUCAGUGGGCUGCAAGAAGACACUGGACAGAAGGAUUAUAUGGAAAUAUCUGAAAAUAGCUAGGCCUGGUGAUGGGGACCUAAAAUCCCAGGUACUCAGGAAGUUGAUGCAGGAGGAUUGCAAGUUUAAAGCCUGCCUAUGCUGUAUAACAAGACCAUCUCUCAAAAUAAAAAGUAAAAAGGGCCAGGGCUAGGUUUCAGCUGCACAGCACUAGUGGGCGAGGCCAGAGGUUCAAUCCCCCCGGAUCAGAAAAAAAGGAAACAUUUGAAAGUUCUUUCUUCCGCAUUCCCGAGGAAGCUCCCAUGGACAGAGCCGCAUCAUCAGAAAGGCUUAUCCGGAGGAUUUCUACACGAGGAUGAUGGAUGAGUGCUAUCAGACGUGGGCCCAGCUGGAGCAUGAGGCGGGAACCCAAUUGCACAGGCAGACUGAGCUCUUGUUUCUGGGAAAGAAGGAGAAUCCAGGAUUAAAGACAAUCCAGGCCACUCUGUCUAGGCAGGGGAUUGACCAUGAGUAUCUUUCAUCAGCGGAUUUAAAGCAACGUUUCCCAAACAUUCGGCUCACCAGUGGAGAAGCAGGGCUCUUGGACAAGACUGGAGGUAUCCUGUAUGCAGACAAGGCCCUCAGAGCCCUCCAGCACAUGAUUUGCCAGUUAGGAGGCACAGUGUGUGAUGGAGAGAAGGUGGUGGAGAUAACACCUGGUCUACCUGUCACAGUGAAAACCACCUCGAAGAGCUAUCAAACCAACAGCUUGAUCAUCACUGCUGGUCCCUGGACCAACUGGGUUCUCCGUCCCCUGGGAAUUGAGUUGCCCCUCCAGACCCUUAGGAUCAAUGUGUGUUACUGGCGAGAGAAGGUCCCUGGGAGCUAUAGCGUAUCACAGGCUUUCCCGUGUAUUCUGAGUCUGGACAUGGCCCCCCACCACAUCUAUGGACUUCCAGCAUCAGAGUACCCAGGGCUGAUGAAGAUCUGCUAUCACCAUGGAGACAAUGUGGACCCAGAGGAGCGGGACUGCCCCACAACCUUCUCAGGCAUCCAAGAUGUCCAGAUUCUAUGCCACUUUGUCAGAGACCACUUACCAGGCCUUCGGCCUGAGCCAGACAUCAUGGAGCGCUGCAUGUACACGAACACGCCCGAUGAGCAUUUCAUCCUUGAUUGCCACCCGGAGUAUGACAACAUCGUCAUCGGUGCUGGCUUCUCUGGACAUGGAUUCAAGCUGGCCCCUGUCGUGGGGAAGAUCCUUUGUGAGCUAAGCAUGAAAUUACCACCAUCCUAUGACUUGGCGCCAUUUCGAAUGAGCCGAUUCUCUCCACGGAGCAAAGCCUACCUUUGACUCCAGCUGACUCCUGGGGAGGAGAGCCCUCAUGGGGAAGACUUCUAGGAGAAGGAAGUGACCUUGACAUGUUUCCAUUCCUCCUGCUUCUAUGGAAUCUCCUGCAAACACCAAAUGAUUGACCCUCUUUUCCCAGUAAUCUUCCCAAGUCCAUCUCCUUUCUCAUCCUCAGAAAGUCAGCCUAAGAUUCACCACCCCAGAACAGCAAGGAGCUUUAAGAUGGACAUCUCAAUGGGGAGAGGCUUGAGAUGGGCUCAGUAGACUAAGGCGCUCCUUAAAUUUUUCUUUCUUGAGCGUGCUCUGACUAAAUCUGUACAGGGGAGCAUGAAGAAGAUUAUCUUUUAUAAACCACUAGUGCCUUUGGGGUUUCCUUCCCAAGAGCUUGAGCAGGUCACCAACUCACAUAAAGUCUCACCUCUAACAAAUAAACAUUUGCCAGGAAAAAAAAAAGUUGCUGGAAAAAAAUAAACAA